AGUAUUUCGCAAAGAGCUGAGCAAGCAUCUAUGAACGUGUUCUAAAGUUUUGCUGUAGAUACCAUAAGUUGCCUCGGAACACCCGUUAGCAAGUCCGCUCAAGCACGAAUUCAUGGAUCAAGGCACCAUCAUAUGCCAGGCACCGAGUUUACUUUUGACAAGUCAUUAGAUUUUUUUCAAAGCCCUGUAUCGGUGGAUUGUGGUCAGGUGUACCUCAAAAGCUCUCUUGUUGGUCCCUCAAAUGCGCCAAAGGUGAUGUGAAUCUCAAGCGGACACAUUGAACUUUUUCCAUAAGUAUGGCUCCACCUGCAAGAGGACGAGGAAAUGUUUGGGCUGGAGGAAAUCCCAUCAGUAAAGCUCCAUCUGCAAGAGGACGAGGAAAUGUUUGGGCUGGAAGAAAUCCUCCUGUACCUCAGAUGUCCCAAGCUGAACGUAAUUUCCAAGAAGCCAAGAAGAAAAAUGAAGAAAAUGUGAAGCGAGCCCUUGAAAACAAUUACGAAACAUCUUCAGACGAAGAUGAACUUGAUACUAAUCAGGAUAACUCCGACAAAUCAUCAGUACUCUCAUCAGUCCUGAAAGCAUACGCCAACUUAGGAGGCUCUGUUAGUCAUAUUGGGAGAACUGAGCAUGACAUAGAAAGUCAACUUCAAUCAGGAGCUAUUACGUGCCUUAUCUGUAUAAGCAGCGUCAAACGACCAGAACAAAUAUGGACUUGCCAAAAGUGUUUUUGCAUUUUUCACCUACAAUGUAUGAGGCUUUGGGUGCGUGACAGUGUCUCCCUCAAAAGGAUCAAGGAGCCUGGGAAACAUAAUGUUAAUUGGAAUUGUCCAAACUGUCGGAGUGAAUAUGAGCCGAGUGAAGCACCUGAGCGUUAUUUUUGUUUUUGUGGAAAAACAGAAAACCCCCAAGUUCACCCAUGGCUUAUCCCACACAGUUGCGGUGAAACCUGUGAAAAACCGCUACAGCCAUUUUGCGGUCACUAUUGUCUUCUCCUUUGUCAUCCUGGACCAUGUCCACCUUGUCCAAAAACAGUAACGUCUAAGUGUUAUUGUAAAAACAGUUCAAAACAGCAGAGAUGUGGAGCACAAGAGUGGUCCUGUGGGACAAUAUGUAAAAGGCCGCUUUUGUGCAAAAAACACAACUGCACACAGGUUUGUCAUAAGGAUGAUUGCGCAGCUUGUCCGAAACAGUCCAGCCAAAAGUGUUUUUGUGGCACCUCAACACAAACAAGACCAUGUGCCUCUCCUCAGUGGCAAUGCACUAAAGUCUGUGGGAAGCCUUUAGACUGCGGCAACCAUGUGUGUGAAACAGUUUGUCACAGUGGCCCGUGCAAACCGUGCCCAAUAAAUGGUGUACGGACAUGUUCCUGUGGUAAAACCACCUAUGAUCUGCCUUGUAAUGUACCUGUACCCAACUGCGGGGAUACCUGCGAUAAACUGCUUGAAUGUGGAUCUCAUAAGUGUAUCCAAAGAUGUCAUAAUGGUAAAUGUGGGUUGUGUCUAGAAAGGAUUGUAAAGGCAUGUCGUUGUGGCAGAAAUUCGAAGGAAGUUCCUUGUGCCAAGCCUUUUUUGUGUGAGACAAAGUGCAAGAAAACGAAGGAUUGCCUGAAUCACCCUUGUAAUCGGAAAUGCUGUGAUGGAAAUUGUCCGCCGUGCGAAAAAAAGUGUGAUAAAACCUUAAGCUGUCACAAUCACAAGUGUGGUAGUAUGUGUCAUCAAGGACCAUGUUUUCCAUGCAUGCUCAAAGUGCCAAUCACUUGUAAGUGUGGUGGUACUAAAAUCGAAGUUCCCUGCGGGACCAAAAAAAGAAUCAAGCCGCCAACGUGCAACAAGCUUUGCAAGUUGCCAUCUGCGUGUCACCAUCCUCACAGGGAGGAAAGGCACAAAUGUCAUUUUGGGUUUUGCCCACCUUGUGAGCAAAAAUGUAAUCUCAGAUUAAAAUGUGGACAUCACUGUCAGGCUAGAUGUCAUUCUGCAGUUGUUGUAGAUGUCACUCCCAAAAACUCUACUUUGAAGGGAGUUGUAAAUAAAGCUCAGAAAAAAUUACCAUGCCCUGAGUGCAAAGAGCCUGUGAUUAUAUCAUGUUUAGGGGGCCAUGAGCAAAUGACUGUUCCGUGUAAAGAAGCUAAACCUACCGCCUGCGGCAAUGCGUGUGGAGCACCUCUCGAAUGUACUAAUCAUUUUUGUAAUAAGCUUUGCCACGAUAGGAAAAUGGAGAAAUGUGAAAGCUGUGAUCGCCAGUGCGAGAAACCAACCCUGGAAGGUUGUACACACCCGUGUCUCAUGACUUGUCAUCCAGGGAAAUGCAAACCUUGUACAAUGCUAUUGAAGAAGCGAUGUCACUGCAAUGUAAUGCAGAAGUACAUAAAUUGUGUUGAUUGGUGCUCAAGUGAUGCUGAGCAGAAAAUUAAAUUGCAGUCUUGUGGAGGACCAUGCCCUAAAACGUUACUUUGCGGACAUCCAUGCACAAAAUUGUGCCACCCGGGCGAGUGUCCAAAUGCAGACCCUUGCCGGAAGAAAACUAAAAUUUCUUGUUCUUGCAACAGGAUCAAAGUUAGUGUGUCCUGCGAUCAGGUUCGAGCUGGCAAAAUAGUUGAAUGCGAUGAUGUGUGCAAAAAACAGAAAGAAGCUGAGAUCCAGCGAAAAAAAUCGGAAGAGGCUGAACGAGAGAAAAUUCAGAAACAGAAAGAACAGGAAGAAUUUGAAGCAUAUCAGAAGAAAAUGUCACGAGGGCCAAGAAGGAGGAAUGACCAUCGAAGAAGAGAGGGAAAGGAGUCUCACUCUGUUGAUCAUUACAAACUCAUCAUAUUAGGUUUUGCCGGUUUACUUUUAUGCGCACUUCUGACUUACUACUUUAUGAGUUAGUGAAAGUCCGUCAUCAGCAGAGUAGGCAAAUUAAUCAACAUUUAAGAUUGAUUAUAAUCUACCAUUUCAGUGUUCAAUAGCCAACCAAUCUAACAUUGUACAUCAUUUGUAAGUGUUAGGAAGUUUAGUCAAAGCCAUGAGCCGCCAGUGGCCAGGAUGUACAGAAUUUAAUUAAUUAUAAUUUCUGAUAAGAAACACACCAAAGAACAAAGAGAGCGGAAGAAGUGAAUCGAACUACUUGUAGAUUAGGUAGGAGAGCUGAAGUCACACCCUACGUUCAGGUCUGGCAAAAUUGAUAUCCCUUAACAAUACCAACAGUAAUUUAUUCCAAAAAAACUAAAACUUCUUCGAUGUCCGAUGAUUAUAGAGAAAACAAAUAAAAAAACACAGGAAUUGGCUAUUUCAGAUAUACUAGGAGGACCCUGCGCUUUAAAUGCGUACAAAUAAAAAUUGUAGUGGAACUCAUUAAAGUAAGAUUGAUUAUUAUGAAAUAAUCAAUUUUCGUUCGGUAGAAUUGAAUGCCCUCUAAAUAUUUUUGCUUUCUCAGUAUCAGAAAAUUCAGCCAGGCUAGAAAUUGCCCCUAAUGAUUUUCAAAAAAAAGAAAAAAAAUGAAGUUAAGCAUAAGUAAUACUCAGCACUCAUGUAGUUCAGUUACAACAUGGUGUUCAAUCAAACUGGUGCUAUUAAAGUCAGUCAUCUGGCACGGAUUAACGGUUUUACAAAAAUCGACAAUGAUUCUAAUUCUCCCAGUUUUCUCUCUAACUGGCCCAAUGGUUGAAGCCCAUCCAGAGUAUGUAGCAGGUUCUAGUCUUCAAGGUUUUACUAGAUUGAGAACUAUGUUAUGAACUUCCUCCAAUUGACUAGAUGUAAUUUUGAAGAAUUUAUGCAUUGGGUCCAUGUUGAAAUUCUACUCAAUUUUUUUUAGUGCAUACUCUCACCAUGACAUAUACAUUACUGAUAGAAGGUAGGUAACCAAGGAGAGAAAAAAAAAUUGUGAUGUGUUUUUUUCAGCAGAAAAUUAAAUUCAACGAUUCACUACCUCGAACAUUCACAGCUGAAAAGCUUUACAAAAUGCACAAUACUUUGUACAAAUUUAGCAAUGUAGAAUACAUGCCAGUAGGAAUGCCCAGUGGACAUUGCCCACUUUAAUUUUCUUUUCAGAAAAACCUGCCAAAGGACCUUUGUACUCGAACUUUUUCUGCUGGAUGAUUUUUCUACAUAUCUUUGUUUUAUAAUGCAACUUGUGAAAGCUGCUCUUUUAUCACCAGUCAGUUUCUCUCAACAUAGCCAAUGUUUUGAUAGAUUUUUCAGUAUCCCAUUGUUAAUGUCAGACUCGUUAUAAAUUGUUCAUACUUCCGUACUUUUUUCACCAUUUAAAUGACCUUUUUCACCAUGUAUUCUGAUUUUAAACGAUUCUUUUUAUCUUAGUCCCAACGUAAAAUUUGAUUGUUUAAGAAACAUUGCUCAAUUUUCUUUGACCCAUUUUGAAUUUUCAUAAUUUUAUCUUGAUCUUUUUUCAUUAUAUCUUUUUUGUUCUAUACAAAACAUGUUUGCUCAUUUGACAAAAUAAUUUAAAAAUAAAUUAUAUUUUUGCUGCACUGGA
This is a messenger RNA of Bemisia tabaci, 4467 nucleotides long. NCBI's taxonomy places the organism in Eukaryota, Metazoa, Arthropoda, Insecta, Hemiptera, Aleyrodidae. The record is from RefSeq and is a predicted model, not a curated record.